CUUGUUUUUUAUCAAGAUGGCCCACAUUUCAGAAGCCUUAUACAAGAGACAAAGACCAAAGGCUAUUAGUCCUUUGCUUUCCAACGUACAGAAAUCAGCAGCUAUCGAGAGGUUGAAGGGGUUCAAUUUUGGCAUUUUAAUGAUCAAGGGUGCAGAAGAAAAGGGCUGGAUCAAAAACCUAGGGAUAGAUCUAGGUUCUUUGUUUCUUUUCUUUUCUUUUGCUUUUUGCUUUUAGUAUAAAUAGGGGUGUUGAGGAGUCGAAAAGGGUUUUUUUUUUUUUGUUUGGAUGUGGUGUUAACGGCGGAGAAAAGGAGGGAUUUAUCUAUUGGAAGGAGAUCGUCUUGUGAAAGGAGAUUGUGGAUUUCAUCUCAUUGCUAGGUAUAGCUCUCAACAGAGAAUUAUUUUUUAGGCAAAUGGUGAAAGAGAUGUUGGAAGCUUGAUCCCGUGGGUGGGAUUCCUUCCAUCAGAUUUAGAUCUAUUUUUCUUUUAAAGAUCUACCAUGCUUGUUUUUAUUUUUCUGUGGUUGUUUGCUUUUCCUUUUUAGAAAGAAAUGAGACUGCGAAAGAAAGCAUCUCGAUAUGCUUUAAUGGAUGGAGUCCUAUAUAAGAGGUCUUUCUCAUUUCCCUUUCUCCGAUGUUUGAGCCCUUAUGAAGCUGAAUAUGCACUUCGGGAGGUCCAUGCAGGUGUUUGUGGGAGUCAUGUUGGUGCUCUAACCCUAGCUCAUAAAGCCCUCAGACAGGGAUACUAUUGGCCAAAUAUGCAUAAAGAUGCGACUGAUAUCAUGCAAAGGUACCCAAAGUGCCAAUUUUUUGCACAUCUAACUCACCAACCAACUGAAGAACUUACAAAUCUAGUGGCACCAUGGCCAUUUGGUCAGUGGGGACUUGAUCUCUUAAGUCUAUUUGUGAAAGGAGUUGAAGGAGUAACCCAUUUGGUAGUCGGAGUUGAUUACUUCACGAAAUGGGUUGAACCUGGGCCAUUAUCCAGCCUUACCUCCAAGAAGGUUGAAGACUUUGUUUUCAAUUCAAUCAUCUUUUACCUUAGUGACCACCCAGAGUCUAAUGUUAUGGUGGAAUCUGUCAUUAAAGCUAUUUUGGAAGGAAUAAAACCGAAGUUGGAGCAGCAUAAGGCCGGGAAAGCCGGCCUAAUGGGAUUUGAAAUUCGUUUUGGCAAUUGGGAAGGCCCUUAUACAAUAGUCGAAGUGCCGCAUCCAAGUGCCUAUAUUCUUCAAGACGCUGAAGGGAAAAGAGUUCCUAGAGUCUGGAAUGUGAACAAUCUGAAAAAGUUUUACCCUUAAUUCAAUUCCCCCAGUGAGCUUUAUCUUAGUUGAUAAUUGUUGAUUCCUCUAUUUGAGCUCAAUUUCUUGUCAUUUAGUUCUUUGGAACUUUUAUUCGAGGUCAAUUUCUUAUCAUUUAGCUCUUUGGAACUUUUGUCCAAGGUCAAUUUCUUAUCAUUUAUUUCUUUGGAACUUUCAUUCAAGCUCAAUUUGUUUCUUGAAUUUGAAUCUUGUUAAUGAAUUUCACCUCAUGUU
Rubroshorea leprosula is the source of this 1531-nucleotide messenger RNA. NCBI's taxonomy places the organism in Eukaryota, Viridiplantae, Streptophyta, Magnoliopsida, Malvales, Dipterocarpaceae. The record is from the annotation of a GenBank genome assembly.